ACAAGUGAAAGACAGCUGCAGUAAUUUAGGGUCUUUUCCACAGAUAUUUAUGGCUUAUAGAAAAUCGAAGUGAAUCUCUCUCCCUCCAUAUGUAAGUGCAAUCUGACAGUAAUCAAGUAAUCACCAUGGAUAAAAGAGAAGACGAAAGAUUUCAAGCAAGUCAUCGACGACCUACACGAAGUGUUGAAAAUAAAGAAAAUAUGGAAAACUUCUCAAAGUAUUUAGCAGAGAUGCUACCAGAGGAGAAAGUGGCAAUGGAACGCGGUCACCGGAUGAUGAAAUUGCUAUUAGGGAAUGAUUCAGAUCCUGCCAGAAAUAAAGUGACAGAGUUGUAUGAACAAAUGAGAAAUGCAAAAAUAUUUAGCGAUUUAUUUAAGGGAAAUGCAUUCGUAAAUUCAUCCUUUGGAUUAGUUGAAAGUUAUGGAAAAGCGUUACCUAGCUUAAUACAGACAAAUUCUACAUGUUAUCAAUUUUUUCCUUAUCAGAAUAUUGAGCAGUGGUUUGAACAUGUUAUUCCACUUUACGCCAGGGAAUUUAAUCCAGAGAUGAUAGAUAUGCCUAGUUAUAUACAAUUGAAGGUUAUUGGUAGUACCGUUGACGGCCUUGCAGUCCCUUUGGCGCUUCACAAGGAGGAUAAAACACACAACAUCCCAAUAGAUAUCGAUGUCAUGCUAGUCCUAUCACCUCCAUAUUUCCCGACAGUCACGUCUCGCAGAGAAUCAGUGACAACAACAAAGGGGCCAUUGUGGUUGAGGAUCCUCUCACCUCCAUAUUAUCCAACAUUCACGUCUCGUAGGGAAUCGUUUGUCGUAGAUGGUCGGGGUUGUCACGCCGGUUAUGUCAAACUUAAGAUACAAGGUCAACACUGGUUGUUUGAAGUGCCUGAUAUUUUGGAACGUGAUCGUGGGGAUUUAUACCUGAGCAAUACAUGUGUACAACAUUACAUCAAAAACGUGAAUUCAAGUAGUGGGCCAUUGAGAAAAAUGUUGGAAAAGUUUAGAGUACGCGUCCAUCUUCAUGGCCCAGCGGCGACCUACGAGAUUCUAUCCAGUAUGCAUGACAAAGACGAUCUUCUUUCAACAGGCGAUUUUGUCGCGUCAUUUCCGUGGAAUGAGUUUCCACGCGAAGCAGAAGAGUGGCUGAGUCGCAAGAGAUCGAGUGGUUGGCCUAAUAUGGAGCAAAUUCAAGCCGUGAAAGAGUUUGGCUGCCAUCUUGUUCCAGUUGCCAAUCCUGGUGAUAAAGAUUGCCGAACAGAAUGGAGGAUCUCUUUUGUUUUAGCUGAGCGUCAUCUUGCCUUGUCCCUAAAUCAAGUUCAGCGCCAUGUUUACCGUAUCAUAAAACUGAUACACAAACACCUACUGGGAGAAUCCUGCACACUUUCUUCCUACCACCUUAAGACGACGCUGUUCUGGUUGUGCGAGCGUAUCCCACAGGAUAGGUGGACAAACGAAGAGAUGGGGCAACGGUUCUACGACUUCUAUGAUCUCUUGCUUGAAUUUCUCGACAAGAAGUGCAUCCCAAACUACUUCAUACAAGAAAACAACAUGAUUGACUACGUGGAUGAAAAAGUUGUAAGCGACAUCGUUCACAUUUUGUACACCAUCCUUGACAAUCCAAAAGCAGUCCUAACGGAAAUCCAAACAAAUUAUGAAAUUCAUUUCAAUCUAAUGAAUCACACGUUUUUGAAUCGUUUUUUUCAAGAUAUCUUAAAAAUCAACCUACAGGUGAUGGUCGACUCACCAGAUAUUGUCUUGGAUAGUGUCUUUGGGGCACCCGGGGGAGCAGUAGACGCUUUUUCAAAGAAUGACACGGACAACCCCUUAAGAAAGGAAAAGGAAGACUCGGACAGUGAUAUGGGGGCAGUCGGGGGAGCAAUAGACGCCUUUUCAAACAAUGACUCGGACAACCCCUUACGACUAGAAACGGAGAGACUAACAAGACUUAUCUUGAAAGACGUGUGCAAAAGGUUAUUAGAAUGGGUACCCAAUUCAGCAGAUGGAGUGGAUAUCUUUGAAGAAAUGCGUGAUUUUCUGAAGGAUGCAUUAACUUUAACAGCAGAUAUUGAUGAAGAGGAUCCGUCACACGUGGAGUUACUUGUGAAUACCAUUAGCCUGCUGACGGCAUUGGACUCAGGAUUAAAACAAAGACCAGCAGAUGAACAUGUCAACGGUCAGGAAGCAAGGUCAAGAAAAUUAUCUUACCUAACACACGACCAAAAUGAUGACCAACAUAAUGCAGUUACAGAAUCAUUUGACUCGCUUGAUGAGAACCAGAAGACACAAUCUGGUAAUAAAAAGAACAGGCUCUUAGAGCUGGUCAAGGUUUUUGUUGACACGAUGGAGGGAUAUGGCUUAGAACUGGAGCAAACACCAGAAGAUGAACAUGCCGACGAUCAGGAAGCAGCGUUGGGAGAAACAUUAUACCAAAGGAACGACGAAUUCAGUGACAGGUAUUAUGCAGAAAGAGAAUCAUCUGACUCCCUUGAUGAGGACCAGAGUGCACCAUCUGGUAAUAAAAAGAAUCGGUUGAUAGGGAAACGUGCUGGUCAGUUAGAUGAUAUAGACUUAGACUAGACACAAAGACCAGCAAAGCAACAUGCUGACGACCAGGACGUACAUUUAGAAAACAGUUCGAUUUAAUCGCAGGACGAUUCUGACCACGAUUAUGAAGAACAAUCAACAGAAAUUGUUGCACUUUAUGGACGAUGAUAAUGCCGAUCAAACGGCAACAGCAAAAAUAAUUUUAUUUUUAAUAGGCAUGUUAUUACAGUUGUAAU
This is a messenger RNA of Lingula anatina, 2776 nucleotides long. RefSeq lists its product as uncharacterized. The record is from RefSeq and is a predicted model, not a curated record. NCBI's taxonomy places the organism in Eukaryota, Metazoa, Brachiopoda, Lingulata, Lingulida, Lingulidae.